Molecule: messenger RNA, 2289 nt
Organism: Engraulis encrasicolus (European anchovy)
Lineage: Eukaryota; Metazoa; Chordata; Actinopteri; Clupeiformes; Engraulidae
Product: calcium/calmodulin-dependent protein kinase kinase 2-like
Exons: 17
Coding region: 162-2144 (660 amino acids)
Biological process (GO): protein phosphorylation; positive regulation of protein kinase activity; intracellular signal transduction
Cellular component (GO): cytoplasm
Molecular function (GO): calcium/calmodulin-dependent protein kinase activity; calmodulin binding; ATP binding
Source: RefSeq, a predicted model, not a curated record
GGGACAUCUACACGGCAUUAGCAACCCUGCGAAGCGGAACGGUUGGCUAUACAGUCGCUGGUUUUGACGGCCGCACUGGUAUGACAAUAAGUUUGUGGGUGUGAGUAUCCUGAUGGAGGGGCAGCCUGCUGGCUGUAGUAGUAGUCGUCGAGGCCGCCGCCAUGUUUCCCUGCGUCUCCUCCUGGCCCCCCUCCUCCUCUGAGUCCGCCUCCUCCUCCUCCAACAACCAUGCAGACUCCUCCUCCUCGCCGCUCGACUCCUCCUCUCCUGCGUCUGCGUCUCCGUCCGUGUCCCCCUCUGGCUCCGCAUCUGCGGCCGCGUCUGCGUCUGCGUGUGCGCCGUCUACCCUGCAGCAGCCUCUGCCGGACCUGCUGUGCAGCUGCUCUGUAGCCGUGGUGCCGCCGCCCAUGACCCAGCAGCAGCACCACCCGCCCCCUGUGCACAUGGAGUCCCUGAUCGUGGUGACGGAGUACGACCCCCCCAGCGACCCCUCCUCCGAGGAGCGCAUGCGGGUGGGCGGGGACGACGAGGACGAACCCGAGGCCAUGGACAGCUCAGAGACGCCCGACCACGCCCACGGGGCGUCGUCACCGGGGCGGCCGUCGUUCCGCAUGGCAUCAUGUGACCUGUUGUCCCACGCGGUGGGGGUGCGGGGCGGUGCAGGGGCAGGGCGUACCGAGGCACUGUUCCCAGAGGCGCCGGUUGGUGGUGGUGGGGAGUCGCGAGGGGGUGGGGGGCGUCACCUGCACCUGUCGGACAGGAAGCUCUCGCUGCAGGAGCGCUCGCAGACGCUGUCGUCGCCGUGCGGCUCGCCGGGCAUCAACGGGCGCUACAUCUACCCCUCGCUACCCUACUCCCCCAUCACCUCGCCGCACUCCUCGCCGCGCCUCCCCCGCCGGCCCACCGUCGAGUCGCACCGCGUCUCCAUCACCGACUUGCAGGACUGUGUCCAGCUGAACCAGUACAAGCUGAAGGAUGAGAUUGGGAAGGGCUCCUACGGCGUUGUCAAGCUGGCAUAUAAUGAAGACGACAACACCUACUACGCGAUGAAAGUUCUCUCCAAAAAGCGUCUGAUGAGACAGGCUGGAUUCCCACGCCGCCCGCCUCCCCGUGGUGCUAAAGGGCCCCCCGAAGGCCCCCCCCAGCCCAAGGGGCCCCUGGAGAGGGUCUACCAGGAGAUCGCCAUCCUCAAGAAGCUCGACCACCCCAACGUCGUCAAACUCGUGGAGGUUUUAGAUGACCCCAGUGAAGACCAUCUGUACAUGGUGUUUGAGCUGGUGAAGCGAGGGGCGGUGAUGGAGGUGCCGGCAGAUAAGCCCUUGACUGAGGAGCAGGCUCGCUUCUACUUCCAGGACCUGCUGAGGGGCAUCGAAUACUUGCAUUACCAGAAGAUCAUCCAUCGCGACGUGAAGCCCUCCAACCUGCUGGUGGGAGACGACGGCCACAUCAAGAUCGCAGACUUUGGCGUCAGUAACCAGUUCGAGGGCGCCGACGCCCUGCUGACCAGCACCGUGGGCACGCCGGCCUUCCUGGCGCCAGAGACACUCUCCGAAACACGCAAGAACUUCUCCGGAAAGGCUCUAGACGUGUGGGCUAUGGGAGUUACCCUCUACUGCUUUGUAUUUGGAGUGUGUCCCUUUAUGGAUGAGCGCAUCCUGAGCCUCCACCAGAAGAUUAAAACCCAGCCUGUGGAGCUACCAGAGCAUGCGGACGUGUCUGAUGACCUGAAGGACCUGCUCCUGAAGAUGCUGGAGAAGAACCCUGAAAGCAGGAUCACCGUGCCCCAGAUAAAGGUGCACCCCUGGGUGACGCGCCACGGUGCGGAGCCCCUCCCCCUGGAGGAUGACAACUGCUGUAUGCUGAUCGAGGUGACGGAGGAGGAGGUGGAGAACUCAGUCAAGCAUAUCCCCAGCCUCGCCACUGUGAUCUUGGUGAGGACAAUGCUGAGGAAGCGCUCAUUCACUCACCCGUUCGACUGGAGUCGCCGAGAGGAGAGGAGCCUGUCCACUCCCGGACUGACAAAAGGCAAAGCAGGCAGUCAGAAAUACUGCUACAUUCACGGUCACUCCAGGAAACAGGAGAGCGGUGAAGGCAUGCGGAGUAUGGACCUGCCCUUCGUGGGCGAAGACGAAGUGCUGUCCUGAUUAGAGGGCUCAGUGGCGACGCGCGACGCCAGCGAUGUGAUGCGAUGCGAUGUGUGGCUCCAUCUUGAAGGAAGACACCCCUGGUGGUGGGGGUGUGUGUGUGGGGGUGUAAGGGUGUGUGUGUGUGUAUGUGUAUGUGUGUGGG